CUCUUUUUCCCCAACGUCGCCUCUUCUCUUGAAUCUCAUUCCUCAGAAAUCAACAUUCUUAAGAGCCAGCGUGUGGAAAUCCAUCCUGGCUUUCCGGAGUGUCUGUCUGCUGGCAAACUCGCCAUUCGACACCCGGUGAUUUGUCUUCGUGUAUUCCAACCAUUUGCGCCCACUUGCAUAGAUUCCGCUCUCCGGGCUUGAGCAUUUUCCAUUUCUCCCUAUUUUCCUAAUUUUUUUUCCUUCUCUUUUUCCCCCCUCCCAUUAUUUUCUGCCUGACCGUGUGACCACCUACCGUCCCUGUCGGGCCCCUGCGUUUCUCUCCGUACCCAUAUCAACUCGGAAUAUAUCACGCCGCCGCCGAACGCGCUUGUACAUCCUACUGGGAACACGUCUGUCAGCCUUACUCUAACUUGGGCACGCAUCACUAUUGCCCACCAUGCCGAAAAAAGGCAAGUCCGGUAGCAAACAAAAGAAUAAGAAGGUCAAGAACCAAGAGACCUCUGGGAAUCCGACACCUCAGCCGGACCCUUCUGCCAUCGAGAAAGAACAACAACUAGAACAACAAGAGACACCUCAGCCUGAGCUAUCUAUCCCCGAGCCAGAACAACAACCAGAGCAGCGGGAACAACAGCCAGAGAGUGAGACACCUCAACCAGAGCUCCCCACCCCGGAGCAAGAGGGUGAGCCAGAGGGCCAGCAAGACCCGCAGCUAGAGACCCAGCAGCCCGAGGUCCCCACUCAAGAGCCAGAGCCAGAGCCAGUGCCAGAAGCAGAACCGCAGCAAGUAGAACCACAAGACCAAGAGCCACUGACAGCUCAGCUCGGGGAGACCCCCGAACCAGCAGAACAACAAGAGGGUCUGCAAGAACAGCAAGACAUACAACCUGACGAGCAGCAACACGAAGAACCACCUACUGAAGCUCACGCUGAACCUCGAACUGAAGCUGUGGCUGAAGCUGACGCCGCAGCCGAAGCGCCGGUCGAAUCGCAGCCAGCCGAAGCAGAGCCGGUGUCUGAAACCGUACCAGAACCUGCACUAGAACCGGAACUGGAGCAACCACAGGCUGUCGUCGAGCAAGACUCGACUGUGCCCGUAGACGAGGCGCCAGUCCAGUCGCCGGUGAACGACGAGGGUGGGUUCGAGCAACCAGCCAGUGAUGAGCCCGCCCCGAUCGAGCAGCCGGACGUGAAUGAUGCGCAGACCUAUUUCGAACAACCACCAGAGUCGAGCUUGGAGGAAAUAGGCACAUCGGAGCAACACGCGGGAGACGCUGAAGUGAACCACGAGAACAACCCUUUCCUAGCGGAGCCUAACGCCACUGCUGAAACAUACGAGGAGACGCCAGUCACAGCACCACAGACACCGCUCGAUUCUUCAUUUGUCCCGGCCCCAUCGUCAGACCCGUUUGAGGAACCACAGCCUCCGGCGGAAAGUCAAUUCGUGGCAGCAUCGCCUCGCUCCAACGCCGGAGUUCCAGAGAUUGACUCGCAUAUUCCUGCAAUGUCUGAGCCCUUUGCGGACGCCGUGUACGCCCAGCCUACUCCUCUGUCUGAUUCGUUUGCCCCGUCAACCACUCCGUCCAUCUCGAAGCCUGCUUCUCCGAUUCCCCAAGUGGGUUCACCCAUUCAGCGAACCGCAUCACCGUCCUUCAAGUCCAUUUCGCCUGCUCCGCAGAGCGCAGCUGCUACACCACGUGCCACUUCACCUGUGCACCAAUCUGCGUCCCCAGUUCGGGCUUACGCUUCUCCUGUGCAACAGUAUACCUCGCCGAUGGCCCAACCCGCCUCGCCAGUACGGGAAGCUACGGUUCCGUCUCAAAGGAGCUCCUCUCCCACACCGCCAGCCGCUUCUCCUGUAUUUCAAUCAGCUUCACCCGCCGUGCAACCAAUUUCUCCAGUGCAGAAGGUUGCAUCACCCGUGCAAAAGACCGUAUCACCUGUCCAGAAACACGUCUCUCCUGUCGCAAAGCCCGCUUCCCCUGUUCCGAAAGUCAGCAGUCCUCUCGCACGUGGGCACAUGUCUCCGAUGAUGUCCCCACAGACGGCUCCCCCGCCAAUGGCGGCGCGGAUGCCCCCUCAGUCUGCCAUCCCGCCAUAUCCCCCCUCUUAUCAUUCACCUAUCAUGAGUGCCAAUGGGUACUUGCCCCAGUACGCUUACUACCAACCCUCCCCGAACAUGCACCCCACCCCUCGGGGCUCCAUCGACCCUGGCUCGGCGGCUUCCUUCCAGGCCCUUCGAGACCUGGGCUUCGCCGCCAACGGCCAUGGCCUCAAUGGCAAAAUGGGCACGAUCUCGCCCCCCCAUGAACACCAUGAGGAACCCAUUGAGCUGCUUCAGAGGAUCCAGGAUGCCAUCCCCGACAUUGGCCGCUUGCUCAGCAGCUACAAGACCACCAAGGGCAAGCUGCAGGCGCGGGAGGCGGAGUUUAAGCAGAUGGAGAGUCAGCAUGAGCAGGCCUUGAUGCACAAAGACUUCUACAUCGAGGCCCUGCAGAAUCAGAUGCGGAAGACAGCCAAUGAGAGCGCGGAGGAGUCAACCAGGUUGAAGAACACUAUCAAUGAGCUUCGCAUGGAGCUGGGCAACCUGGAUGAGAAGACAAAGGACCUCGAGGAAAGGCUGCUUGAUACCGAGAAGGCCAAUGAUGAGCUUUCCCAGUCGAAAUCCGAGCUCGAGGAGAAGGUCCGGACCCUGAACACCAACCUCCAAGAGGCACAUGAGACCUAUGAUAGAGACAUGGAGACCGCCAGACAGGACAAGGCGGAUUCUCUCGCCACUCAGAAGCGGGAGCUGACGGAGAUGUUCGAGGAGAUCAAGGCGGAAGAUGAGAAAGCCGCAGCAGAAGCUCUAGCAGCACGCGAACGUGAAUUGCUUGACCAGCAGGAGGCGAUGAAGAACGACUACGAGAACCAGAAGCAACAGAUGCAGGAGGCGCAUGACGCACUGCAGGCCGAUUUCGACUCCAAGGUGACCGAGCUGGGCUCGACCAAGGAGGAACUUGACACCCGAACCAACGAACUCGCCGACAAGCAAAAGGAAUUGGAGAAGACGAUUGAGACGAAUGCCAGGGAGAUGGAGGAUCUCCGACAAGCCCACGCUAGCGAAGUCGAGUCCCUUAACAACAGCCACGCCGAAAAGGUGGCUGAGAUGGAGAAGGAACACAGUGACAAGCAGCAACAAUGGGCGGAUGAGAAGGCGGACUUGGAGACACGGCUUGCGGACAAGAUCCAGGCCUUGGAAUUCAGCGAGAAGGAGAACAAGAAACUGGAGGAGGACAAUGUUGUCAAGGAACAACAGGUCCAACAUGCGGUGGAUGGAAUGCGCCUCACAAUUGACAAUUUGGACAAAGAUUGCGAAAGGCUGAGAAAGACCCUUCACAGCCUUGGAGAAGCCACUGACCUCAAGAGCACGAAGGGUGAUUCUUUCUUGUAAGUGACCCAGUGCAUUGAGAAUGUGUUUUAGUACCCGACUUUCGUUUAUGACCUCUCCUCUUUUCAUUUCCUUUCCUAUUGCAUCAUCUAUCUUCGCCUUUUAAUUUCGACGUCAUGUUUGCUUUUGAUUCUGUUCUCUUCUUUUCUUCCUGCAUCAAACAGAACCAGACUACAAUCUUUUGUUCUCUUUUUCAUUUCCUUUGUCUGUCUCCUGUCCCUUUUUCUAUAGACUGAUCAUGAUGACUACGAUGACAUGUUGAUAACGCUAUAAAUGUACGUGCUCUGAUAAAUAUUCUCCCAACUCUAGUUUGGACUGUUUCGGCCAGCUUUCUCGGCUUAUUGUCUCCCUGUCCAAGGAGCACUUCUCGUACCUUCCCAUUGAUCCUCCCAAAGACAUUCUAUCCA
Aspergillus ibericus CBS 121593 is the source of this 3834-nucleotide messenger RNA. RefSeq lists its product as uncharacterized. The coding region runs from base 437 to 3430 and encodes 997 amino acids. Lineage: Eukaryota; Fungi; Ascomycota; Eurotiomycetes; Eurotiales; Aspergillaceae. The record is from RefSeq and is a predicted model, not a curated record. The transcript is spliced from 2 exons.